CAUCCGUCCUCCCCUCUCGCGGAAUAAAAACUUCUCUGUUUUAUUUAUUUUUUUCCUCUCCCUUUUUCCCAAGCGCCCUUCAAAUCCAUCGCCUCCUCUCCUCUCCGCCUCCCUUCCCAAUUCGAUGCAGCCGCGGUAGCAAUUCGGCGUCCCCCCCGCCGCCGUCCUCGCACGCGCGGAUUCGGUCGCCCGCUCGCUCGCUCGCUCGCACGCAUGGACGCCUCCGCCGGAUCCGGCAAUGCGUCCGCUGGCGCCGGCGCCGGCGCCGGCGCGUCCGCGUGCUGCUACUACACCCUGCUCGGCAUCCGCAGGAACGCGUCCGCCACCGACGUGCGCGCCGCCUACCGGAGGCUCGCCAUGAAGUGGCACCCGGACCGGUGCACGAGCGACCAGGGCGAGGCCAACCGGCGGUUCCAGCGGAUCCAGGAGGCGUACUCCGUUUUGUCCGACAAGGGGAAGCGAGCCAUGUACGACGCCGGGCUGUUCGAUCCCCUGGACGACGACGACCAGGAUUUCUCCGACUUCAUGCAGGAGAUGCUGGUGAUGAUGGAUAACGUGAAAAACGAGAAGCCGGACACGCUCGAGGACCUGCAGAAGAUGCUGCAAGACAUCGUCAGCAGCGACGGCGGGAGCCGCGGCGUCGGCGGCCGCGUGCCGUCGGACGGCACACGGCGGACGCGCGUCGCGCCUUACCCGCCGCAGCAGCGCAGGUGACCGGCGCGCCGGUGUACGAGACGUGCACACGCCGAAGUACGUACGCCUCCUAAGUGACGAGAGAGACCAUGCAGGUGGAAGAGAGGAAGCCACGGGAAGAAAAGAAAGAAAGAAACCAAUAAAAUUAGCAGAAUUUGUUUCACCUCUUCGUGUUUUUUUUUUCACUACUUUUGUUAGGUCAUCUGAUGAUUUGACUCCGCUCCAUGGAGCUGGGUUGGGUUGGGUUUGGGUCGAAUGCGCCGAUUCGAUUCCGGCCGCGUGACCCAAGAAUUGGUGCGUGCGUGGCCAAAGAUUCCAAUACCUUGUCGACAUUUCGUACUGAAUUUUCACUCUCUUGUUCAAGUCU
This is a messenger RNA of Oryza brachyantha (malo sina), 1060 nucleotides long. RefSeq names its product chaperone protein DnaJ. The coding region runs from base 214 to 714 and encodes 166 amino acids. The transcript has 5 exons. The record is from RefSeq and is a predicted model, not a curated record. Lineage: Eukaryota; Viridiplantae; Streptophyta; Magnoliopsida; Poales; Poaceae.